Physella acuta is the source of this 4692-nucleotide messenger RNA. Its product is annotated as lysine-specific demethylase 7A. The record is from RefSeq and is a predicted model, not a curated record. NCBI's taxonomy places the organism in Eukaryota, Metazoa, Mollusca, Gastropoda, Physidae.
GAGCUUCAAAAUGGCGUCUGACGAAGACCCUGUUUAUUGUUUAUGUCGCUUACCGUAUGAUGAGACUCGGUUUAUGAUUGAGUGCGAUGUUUGCAAAGACUGGUUUCACGGAGGAUGUGUUGAUGUUCAAGAGCAUCAAGCUGCAGAUAUAGAGAUCUACCAUUGCCCUAACUGUGCCCCAAAACAUGGUCCACUUGUUUUAAAGCACAAAAGAAAUUGGCAUCGUCAUGAUUAUUCUGAAGAUGGCUCAAAAAUCAAGAAUGUUGUACAGACAGGAACAGUUUUGUUUAUAAAAGAACUCAAAAACAGGACAUUUCCAAAUGCUGAAGAAAUACCCAUUGAGCAUCUUCAUGGUAGUCAAGUUACUGCUAAAUAUUUUGAAGAGAAUGGAUUUGAUGUUCCCAUUCUAUGUGAGAAAAAAGAUGGCUUGAAUUUAAUUUUACCCCCACCUUCAAUUACCAUUCAAGAGAUUGAGAAUCUAGUGGGUUCAAUGAGAGAAAUAGAUGUGAUUGAUGUCGCACGUCAAGAUGACAUCAAAAUGCCGAUGAGAGAAUGGACAGAAUAUUACAACAGUCCCAAUCGUGAUAAGAUUCUCAACGUUAUUAGCCUGGAGUUUUCAAGCACUAAGUUAUCAGAAAAAGUUGAACCCCCCAAAAUUAUCAAAGAUGUAAGCUGGGCCAGAAAUGUCUGGCCGGAACAGUUGCCAGAGGAUAGCACACUUGUCAGGCCAGAGGUGCAAAAAUAUUGCCUGAUGGGAGUGAAGGACAGCUUUACAGAUUUUCAUAUAGACUUUGGUGGCACAUCUGUGUGGUACCACGUUUUGAGGGGUGAGAAAAUAUUUUACCUGAUAAAGCCAACCCAAGCCAACCUGAUGUUAUAUGAAAGAUGGUUGUCAUCCUCUAAGCAAAAUGAGAUGUUUUUUGGUGACCAGGUGGACAAGUGUUACUGUAUGACUGUUAAACAAGGGCACACAUUAUUUAUACCCACUGGCUGGAUCCAUGCUGUGUUCACACCAAUUGACUCUCUAGUGUUUGGAGGAAAUUUUUUACAUAAUUAUAACAUCCCCCUACAACUACAAUGUUACGAAAUUGAAAGAACAGUAAAAACUCCAGAAAAGUAUCUUUUUCCUUCUUAUGAGACGAUGAAUUGGUACGCUGCAAAAAGUUUGCUAGAGAUCCUCAAUGAAUACACAGAGGAAGGUAGAAGUCCACCAAACUACUUGAUCGCUGGAGCGCGAGCCUUGUCUGUGAGUCUUAAAAGCUGGACACAGAGAAAAGAUCUCAGCAGCAAAUAUGUUUAUGCUAAGGUGGGAAAACAAGAUGCUGCUGAAUACAUUCCAUAUGGAAAAGUUCUGAAAGAAAUACAGAAAGAAAUAAAGAAAAUUGAUAACAUGAAAAGUCCCAAAAAGAAGGACCCAAAUGGCAGCAAGUCUAAAAUUAGUCCCAAAAAAUCUGAACCGGCUAUAAAGAAAAAAUUAGAAAAGCCAAGUAAGGGAUCUAAAAAGGCACCUAAGAUUCUGGAUGUGUUAGACCAGCACACUAAGGAAUCUCUGAAGAUGACCAAUAACCAUUCAAAGGAUGGCACUGUCAAAACUGCUGAGGAAAGGGAACUGAGAGAGAAAAUUUAUAAUUUUGAUGACGAUGAUGAAGAGACCAAUGUUAGCUUGAAAGUUCGCAUACCAAAAGCAGGAGCAUACAUAGAUGACAGCAACAGUGAGAAGCAUAAAAAAAGUAAGGAUAUAGAUAAGAAGCUAAUAAAAAGCGAAGAUGAAAUCAAAUCUGAAGACAAACACAUACCCAGUAAGUCGAAACCUGUCAACCAAAAAGCCAAGGUGAAGAAGAAAGAGGAGGGUAUAAAGUUAGAAAACAAUGAAGACACCAAACCACAAGUGCCAGCUACACCUUCUAAAGAAGUUCCUCAAUGCCUUAAGUUUAAGCUUUCUAACGGCAAGAUGGUCAGCACAGACAAGAAAAAGAAGAAAAGUAAAAAGCUAAAUGUCAAAGAAUUUGUAAUGUUGGGUCCUGAAACAGAAAAACCUGCAGUACAGAGCAGUAAAGAAACUACUAAGGAUAAGAAAAACUCUAAUACAACACCUGUCAAAAAAGACAUUGAGAAAUCUAAAAAGAAAAAAGUGAAAGAAGGGAAAAAUUCAUCAUCCAAGCACUCAGAGAAAGAGUCGUCGUCCAAGGGAGACAAGAUAGGUGUGAAAGGGAAGGUAAAAAGUGAACAAAAGAAAGAAACCAAGAAAAAGUCUAAGACUCCAGCCAUUGUGACUCAAAAAAUGGAACAGGACAGUGACAGUGACCACCUGGUUGUGGAUGAAAAUCCUGUUAAAACUCAGAAAUCCACCUCAGCAACUAAACCAGCCUCACUCAAACGUAAGCUACCACCUGGGGCGUCAAAAUCAAAACCAACAGAUUCUGACGAAGAAGAAAAAACAGAUGCAACCAAGCAGGAAGUUGAUACAAUAAGAGGAGGUCUCAAUGGCAGUAUAAGCGACAUUCUGACUGCCAGUGGCUACAGUGGGAUGAGAGAUGCAAUUGCUGGAAUGCUGACCAUGAGUCGCAUGGGUGACUCUGGUAUACAGAGCAGCAAGGAAAAGGCAGCUACAACAGUUCAAGAAGAGGAAGAAAAGUUAAUGGCUGAUUGCUAUCGUGAUGAUGAAUUUGUGUAUCCUUCGUUUGAGUUGUCAGAUGAAGAGGAGGAUUCCAUGUAUUCAUCGAGGAAAAAAUCAGAGAAAGAUGACAAUUGGAACCCUAAAGCCAGAGUCAACUCAGUUUUAGCCAAGCCAGACAGGGAGCACAGAGUGGGUGUUCAGAAAGAAUCAGUGGCUACAAGUCUAGCUAACACAGCAGCCAAGCUUGCAGAGAAUCCUCCUUCUGAGAAAAAACACUGGAAGAAAUUACCCAAACAAAAAGUGCCUGAGAAAAAAGAAUUUGAAGUAGAACCAUUGCCAGGGCCUUCCACUGCAGUUGAUGAGCCAGUAAAUGCUUUUAGGCCAGGAAUUAAAAGACCAAUUGAUCCAUGUGCCAAUGCUGCAACGCAACCACCAAAAUUAAAAAAAGUGAAGAAAGGUUUGGCCACUGCAAAACAGAGACUGGGAAAAUUGCUGAAAAUCAAGAAGAUGGUGUAUUAAUUCCGUUUUUAAGUAGCUGACCACUUUAUUAUCAGUGCAAUACAUCAUGUAAGACCACAGUUACUUCUAGGGCAAUUCAACCACUUGUUGAAACAAAGACAUUGAAAGCUGGACUGUUGGAAAUGUGAGUUGAAAAUGUGACAAUUGAAACAAAGACAUUGAAUAUGUGACAAUUAAAACAAAAAAGCUUGAAAAUGUGGCUAUUGAAACAAAGACAUUGAAAGCUUGACUGUUGAAAAUGUGAUUGUUGAAAAAAUUGAUUGAAAAUGCGUCAGUUAAAACAAAAAAGCUUGAAAAUGUGGCUAUUGGAAACUAAGAUUUUGAAAUCUGGACUGUUGAAAAUGUGACUGUAGAAAUAAAUCUGUGUAUGGGAAGAAAGUUGACAUGAACUGUAAAUAUGUACACUACAGAUAUUUUAUCAGCAAUUGCAAAUUUUAUUUUUAUCAUGCACUGUUAUGAUAUAUGCUCCUUCCCUCAGAAACAUAGAUGUCACGUAGUGCUCAAACCUAGACCUCAUACAUUUACCAGCUAAACUGUUUAAUCUGAAGGUUGGGCCCCUUGCAGGAUAAGACAUUGUGCACAUCUGUAACACAAAACUCCCCUACCCCCCACAUAUCAUUUCUACAUAGCACCCAUUUUUACUGUAUAACAUUUUUAUAACCUCCCCCUUAUUAUAAUAACAAACCUAGACACAGUGAUUUUCAUUAUGAAUUAUUUUUGAGAACCUAGACUUACUGUAUUAAAAGUACAAUGAAAAUCUGAACCACACCAAACCCCUUUGCAUUAUAUAUAAUAUGCACAAUCUCUUAUCAUCAAAUCAUGACGCAACCUUUAUAGGUGCAGAACUGUCAAAAUGGCUUAUCUAGGUCUAGUGUGUGGGGGGGGGGGGAUAUGUAGCAUCACCCUGACAACAUACACCAUAUCCACCCCACCAACUCCUAUCAUAGGCCUACCAUUGGAUUGUGUGUCAGCCUGACUAGAUUGCACAUCAAAUCAGUUUUUAGUUUUAAAGUGGUGCUAAGGAUUAACUUUUUUGGACAUAAUCAAAUUUUAGAAACAUAAGAAUGGGAUAGAAGCCUUCUCCCACCUGGCACCAUUGUAUAUUAUGUAAGAUAAAUCCUUGUGUUGGCCUUUACCUCAUGAAGAUUAGUUAAUCUGCUCGAGAUGAUCAUACCCUGCUUGUAUUGUACAUAAAAUGUAAAUUACUGUAACAGAAAUGUAAAUUUUACUAAUUUAUUCACAGAUUUUUAAUUCACUGCCUAAUUUAUGGUUUACUGUAACAGGAUGAUGACAGAUGUAUUAAAUGAGUAUGAAGUUUUAACUGAUCUCUGUUAAAGGGGCGUUACUGGCUUAGGUAAUGCUCCUAUUUGUGAACCACAUUAGUGUGUAGAAUUGUACAUUUCUUAAACCCAUUUUACCACCUGCUGUUAAAUCCUUGUUUUGAAUAGGGGGGGGGGGGUUAGGCAAGUGAUACUCCUAAUGUGAACCACGGCAGUCUGUAGAAUUGUACAUUUCUCAAACCCAAUUUACCACCUGCUCUGUUAAAUCCUGGUUGG